CCAGUCUCCAGUUCAGCCUAGUGCUGCAGCCUCAUACCUGAUUCCUUCCCAACCCCCUCUCAUCACCUUUACCGUCAGGAAGUGGACGUGGUUUGGGGCUUUUUAUUCUCGGCCUCGCUAGCCAUUUCGGGACUCCGGUGCUUAGUCUCGCUUUGACAGGGCAAGUUAGAUGCAGCUUCCUGUGCUCAAGGUGAAGAAACGACAGAUCGCUGGCAAGCCCUUUGUGCUUGCAGAACUGCCCGGCUCCAGCCCCUGCCUAUUUCCACCAGCAGCGCCAUGUGCUGAACUGGAAGAAACUCUUGUCCCACUCCACCGCUAGCCAUUUGAAGGCCGGCGCCUGAGUUCCACUGGAUGGACUGGUCCAGUCCCUGAAGGCCAUCUCUGGCACAACUGCACAGCUAAGGAGGCCAUCGCAUAGGAAGUGUGGGCCCCUCCUGUGUAUGACAGGGAUGAAGCCUUCUCCUCCCCUUCUGCUUUGCCUCUGGCUGUCCAUCCUUCUAGAUGUUUCACUGGCAUCAAGAAUCACUCAGGGACCCUCAAAUCUAACUUGUUUUUAUGACUCGCGGGCGACUCUCUUUUGCACCUGGGCUCCAGACAGGAAUCACACAAAAGCACCAUGCCGACUUGAUGUUUUUCAUAACACUGAUGAAAGGAAUCUAACGAGGAGCUGUGAAUUUCCUACCAUGGCACCCAGGAGAUGUGAACUAGCCUUCCAUAAAAACAUUGAUUGUCAGGUCUUCACCAUUGUAGACUCACUUCUCCUGACUGUGUCCUGCCAAGCUGGGGAAAACGGGACAAUUGUGAUACAACAGCAGAAAUUCAGACCGUGGGACAACAUACAGCUGAGGCCACCUGACAACCUCCAAGUGGUAAAUACCAGCGACUCCACCUGCAACUUAACUUGGAGAAUUCCUGUUUCGUCUCACUACUUAAACAAUAGACGGGAGUUUGAAGUGUGGUGCAGAGAUCGCACAAAGCCCCGGGAGACUGCCAUGCUCCUCCCUAUCAAGCAGGACCAGGAGUGGGUGAGGAUUGAGAACCUUUUGCCUGACUCAGAGUAUGAGGCUGAAGUUCGCGUGAAGCCAAACCAAUAUGGCGUGUGGAGCAACUGGAGCAAGACGCUCAGAUGGAGGACAGAUCGUAGUGAUGUGAUUCGUGGAUAUUCAGAACCAACGCUGGGAGACCCCCAGCUUACGAUGCCAGCCCUUGUGGGGACCAUCUGCACCAUCUUCUUCGUUGUCAUCAUUGUCUUGAUCAUUAUCUCACAGCCAUUGAAAAGGCUUAAGAAGAUGCUGAAGAUUUACAUUCCUGAUCCAGACAAGUUCUUUCCCCCGCUGAGCACUGUGCACAGAGGCGACGUUCAGAAGUGGCUCUCAUCUCCAUUUUCCACAUCUCUCUUCAGUGUGAGCAGUAUCUCCCCAGAAAUCUCAGAGCUAGAGAUAAUUCAGAAGGAGAAACAGGACUCCCAGCUCCUCCUUCCCAAGGCCUUUCUCACCUCUGGUGCUCCCCCAGAAACCAGCGGGCACUCAUUGACCAGCUGCUUCACCAACCAAGGCUACUUCUUUUUCCACCUCCCUGACUCCUAUGAGAUUGAGCCCUGCCAGGUGUAUUUCACCUACGAGCCCUUCGCCCGGAAGAGCAGUGGCAGUGAAGAUGGAGAUUCCUAUGGAGCACUCCCCUCCCCAGAUCUCUGCAUGUUGGAGGACGACCUGCCACUCUUCUCCUCCGGAUUUCUUCAUUGCAUCGAAGCAAACCAAGGUUUCCAGAACAGUUCUUUUGUGGGAGAGAUAUCGAGCACAACCAAUGGGCUUGGGGCACUUCCUGAGGCUCUUCUGUCACCCGAGAGCUCCUCCCCAGCAUUGGAGCAGGAUGAGAAGGUGAAUGGAAAUGUCACAGUUUUACAGCUCUCUGAAUCCCAUCAGAAGCCUGGCAUGGUCUUCUCAGAUAUCCCAGGGCUGCAUGACAACAAUACCAUUCAAAUCACAGAAGAGGCUGGGGAUGCAGAACCUCAAAUCAGUUCCACUACUACUAUGGCAGAUGCAAGCUCUUCGUCUUCCCAGCCCAUGUCUCUGAGGCAAGGUCAAGCUGAUGAUCUCCACAGGACUGCCUCCUCCAGCCAAGUCCCAAACACUGGGGCCUACCUAUCUUUGAGUGAGCUCCAAAGCCAAUACAACAACCAUCAUUCGGUCUAAGAUCUGCCUCAAGAACCUUCUGAGCUUAAUGCCUUCUCUGGAGGGAGAGUUGGACAAACAGACAAAUUGUCUGAGAGAACAAGUUGAACAUUAGUUUUAACAAACCCAAUGGGACUUAUCUUUUGACUAGCAUGGAGAGAGACCCUUGUACUUUUCACUGUUGCAAGGGAAUGGAACCUUUGGUGGCACAUGGAAUGAGCAUGAUCCAAACCUACAACCUGAAGGGAAAGUGAAGGCCUUAAUAGGUCAGCUUUGGAUUGGGGAUGGGUGAACAUAUGAAGGGAUGAAAACCUAAGAAAAAGGAUGUUCAGGAAGAGAGAUGUGUGCAUGGAUGGAUUCCGUGGUACAGACAACACCAUGGAUAAGCUGACAGCUUGGUAGAUACUGUGGCUGGAUGGAUACCAUGGAAGGAGAACUAGAUAUAUGAAUGGGUAGACAAAUGGAUAGAGAUGAAAUUGAGAAAGUCAGAAAGGGGCAUUACAACUAUUAAAGUACAUAGAGCAAAUGGAGAAAGAGAAAUUGGAUUGCUCUGCAACUCAGCGUGAAGAUAGUACCAAACUCUGAGGCUGAGCAGCCAAACUUUCCAUCUCUCAAGUACCAAUUUACAGGGCAUGCAAGCAUCUACAGGGGAAUAGAAAUACUUGAGAAGGUGGAGGUGGUGAACUGCUAGUGAGUGCUGGGGGCUGCUGAGGAUGGAGGUGAUGGCAGGUGUUAAGGGUGGCCCUUACUGAUUGGCCCAGAGUUUAGUUCAUUUCCUGCAUCCUUCCCACUCCAGUCUGUGUGAAGUGAAUGUUCUAAUUGGCUUGGUCCCAACCAGAUAUCUGGGUCUGGGCUUGGGUCUUCAAAGACAAUUCAAAUCCAGAAAUGAGUCAAGUCAUGCAAGGGAUGUGAUAAAAAAACAAUCCCUACUAUCAGCAAAAAAUACUGGGGAAAAUUCCCCCAUCUUAUGGAGUGUGGGGGAAGCAAGCGAGAUGCUAGCAAUAAAAUAGAGCACAACAUUUCCCAUUCUUGCUGCAAUCUUUUAAUGAAAUCAAAAGUCUCUUUGCCCUACAGACCAAAACCCUGUCAUUCAACUGUGAUAAGGUAUGUGCGGAAGAGUCCAUCCCACAUCCUGUAGUAAGUGGAAAUCAUCUAACUAGUAAUCCCCAUUCCUUCCUUUGCUUGAGGGGAAUCAUUGCCCAAUUAGCAGUAACAGCAGAUAAAUCAGCUCCAGAUAAAUGACUACAGAUCAUCACCUUUGCCUAAAACCAAAAAUCAGUCCAUUAAUUUGGCUCAAAAGAAAGUUUGGGUAGCAUUCUGUAGUGCCUCCAUAUUUACUGAUUUGGGGCAGAAGUGCUGAAAUAAUCCAGGGAGGUCAGGUAUAGGGGGAAGACUGUUGAUGUUGGUUCCAUGAUAUCUGUCCAUCCACCCCUCUGACUAUCUAUUGUAUCUUUUUCUUGCCAUCUUUCCAGACCUGUCUAGAAAUGGGAAAUACCAACCUCAUUCUAAAAAGACCUGAUCUCGCUCACGAGAUUUCCAAACCAAAGAAAUUUGGAUAAGCAUCCAAACUUUUGAGGAACUUAUCCAAACCAUUAGGAUGCUUCUGUAAACCUUCCGAGAUUCACCCAAAUUUAGUUCACUGUUCCCUAUUUCCACACUAGGGUUGAGUUUCCCCCUUUGUCCUGGUAUCCAUGUUCCAGCACCAAAAUUAUUCACCCGGUUUUCGUUCUCCUGAGUUAUUAAAUUGAACGCUUUGCUUGUCAGAUAAGUGGGUGUCCAUUGGGUUUGAUUUUGUCCAUGAAAGUGCUACUGAUACUGCAAUAGAAUGGCGCCUGGCCUGGUUAGCAUGGAGAAAGUUGCAGGGAGCCAACCCUUUCCUGUAUCGCUUUCUCCAAGCCACUGCACAUGUCUCAGGAUGCCUGUCAUCCCAGCAUCGCAGAGAGACUGGGGAUAAAGAAGGGAUAACUGCUUCCCAGCUGAGUGAGGACAAGGCCGCCCAGUGUAUUUACUGUGUUACUGAGAGCUCUCAAGACGCACCAUAAAGAGUAAUAAGCACAGCGAGGCUGGAUGCUAGCUUAGAUGGCCAAUGAUCUCAUAGUGGUUCCUGUGUAUUUCUUCAUAAGCUUCUUAAUCAUUCUUGCUGCUAAAAUGAGUAACAAAAAACCCCUGCCUUUUUGUCAAUAAAAUAAAAAUUAAUGCAGUGUCAAAA
Messenger RNA from Gopherus flavomarginatus (Mexican gopher tortoise), 4380 nucleotides. It is a transcript of the gene IL2RB, whose product is annotated as interleukin 2 receptor subunit beta. Lineage: Eukaryota; Metazoa; Chordata; Testudines; Testudinidae. Gene Ontology annotation, biological process: immunoglobulin mediated immune response; cytokine-mediated signaling pathway. Gene Ontology annotation, cellular component: external side of plasma membrane. Bases 441 to 2192 code for a protein of 583 amino acids. The record is from RefSeq and is a predicted model, not a curated record. Gene Ontology annotation, molecular function: cytokine receptor activity; protein binding. The transcript is spliced from 10 exons.